Messenger RNA from Kwoniella mangroviensis CBS 8507, 1488 nucleotides. RefSeq lists its product as uncharacterized. The transcript is spliced from 4 exons. The coding region runs from base 1 to 1488 and encodes 495 amino acids. Gene Ontology annotation, molecular function: SUMO-ubiquitin ligase activity; metal ion binding. The record is from RefSeq and is a predicted model, not a curated record. NCBI's taxonomy places the organism in Eukaryota, Fungi, Basidiomycota, Tremellomycetes, Tremellales, Cryptococcaceae.
AUGAGACCUCCACUUCGUUCAACUCGAAGUCCACGAUCACCCCCUGCUUCGCCAAAUUCCGAAUCACGACCCAAACCCACCUUGGCCGACGUGGCCAUCGCGCCGCGUCGUAGAUUCCGGGACGGUAGUUCAAGUUCUAGAGGAAGAUCAUCAAGGGGUAAUUCGGUGGUAUCUUCAACAUCUAGUAGAGCAAGUUCAACCACAAGUAGACCUGCCGGCAGUGGCACUGGGAGUGGAAGGGUGUUGGAUAAUAUCAGAAGAAGAGGUAGUCGCGAUAUGCCUAAUCAGAUAGAACGAAGUGGAAGUUUGCCUUCUAACGUCACGGUCUAUAGUGAAUCCGAUGGAGGAAGUUUUGUACCUAGCAAUUCGAAUUCCACUUCAAGGGAAAGUAGUCUCACCCCUCCACCAGCAACCGAACCUCAAACAUCAACGACUCGUCAUCUUUCCAAUUCCUCUUCACCUAAUGAUACUCGACAUCAAAGUCAAUAUCAACGAAAACCUCCUGGAUAUAACCAAUCGAUAUUAGACGUGAUGGACCAAUACCAGUCGCAAUCCCAGAAUACUCUUUCUUUACCAAAUGGUGAUAAUGCUUCCAGUCGAUCGCGGCAUAUGCCUCCCAGCUCUUCUUCCUCCUCCUCAUCCGAAUCGAGCGAUGGUAGAAGGUACACAACGGAAGAGAAAGGAAAAGGAAGAGCGAUCGUCCCUGCUACUACACCUAUAGAAAUCCAAUCAUCCCCUGAAGAAUCCGAUGACCCCCAGAGAGACAAUUCAAUACAAUUGAUAGACUCGUCGCCUCAGAAGAAAAGAAGAAGAAGGAGUGAUUCAGAUGUAAUUGUCGACUCGGUAAAAACCGAUUCUAACGAUAGGAGUAAAGGUGUUCGAGGGGAAGAAGAGAAAGAGGUGGACGAGGAUGAUACGUUGGCUGGCGGUUACACUUGUCCUGUUUGUUUCUGUCCUCCUUCGCAGGCUGUGAUGACACCUUGCGGCCACAUCCUUUGCGCUCAGUGCCUUCAUUCAUCUCUCCUCGCCGCUAUCGGCCGUAAUCCCAACCCAUAUCCCGAUCCAAUGCUGAACCGUCCCGCAGGAAGAGGUAGGAACCAUCACACCAAUCGUAAUCCUCAACGAACGGUAUCUAUGCAUGGUAUGACUGGGGGACCGACCAAAUGGACUAAAGAUCUCUUGAUCGAUUUCUGGUUAUACCAUUUAACUCAAGAAUGCGAGAAGUCCCUGAAAGACGCCCAGAUACCACAAGAAGAGUGGGAAGGGAUCAAAGCGGUUCAAAUCCCCGGUGCGGACGAGGUGAAAGUGGAACAGAGGUUAAAAUGUCUGUGGAGGGUGGAUGAGAGUUGGGUGGUUGAAGGAGAAUGUCCUGUCUGUCGAAACCCUUUACCUGGUGGAUAUGGUCCUUAUGGGACUGGUAUAGGCGGUAUUAUACCCCUGCAAGCUAGACUAUCCAGUACCGUCACCGGUCCAAAGAGGAAAAGGUAG